Molecule: messenger RNA, 879 nt
Organism: Saccostrea cuccullata (small rock oyster)
Lineage: Eukaryota; Metazoa; Mollusca; Bivalvia; Ostreida; Ostreidae
Exons: 1
Coding region: 1-879 (292 amino acids)
Source: RefSeq, a predicted model, not a curated record
AUGCCUAGACCAGUGCUACGAAAAACUUUCACCGUUCCUGGAGCUAGUUGUAGUACUUGCAUUUCGUUUGUGACGUCAGACCAGAUCUGGGUGAGUGGUGGCGGCAUUGAUCUCUUUCUGAUAGACUCUACUGGUAAUAUUUUACAUCAUCGAACAGAUAAUCAAAGUAUUAGUUCACAAACAGUAAGCCUUGCUGGAGAACUCAUUUACAUCGACUUGGAUUCUAAUUUAUGUUUACUUUGUAAGGAUAACAAAACAAAAAUAACACUGACGAAAAAAUCUGAAUUUUGGGAACCGUCCGAAAUUUUUUGCUCUCAAUUCUCCGGAAAUUUGCUCCUUUUAAUGAAAAAAGACCCCCAGUACAGCCAGUUAUUUGCUCCCUAUUAUAAAGAGAGUAAAGUGAUUAGAUUCAAGGGAAUAAAAGAAAAGGACCAGACCUUCCAGUUUCAUGACAAGGGUUGUCUACUUUAUUAUGACCCUGAACAUAUCACAGAGAACCGAAACGGAGAUAUUAUUGUUUCCGAUAGGUUAAGCUAUCUUAGUUUUGAACGAUCAUUUCUAGUUGUGAUAGACCGAAAUGGAAGAUAUCGCUUCAGCUACUAUGGAUCACAAUACGACCCCCGACUGGAACUAGAUAUGUGGGGGAUUUGUACAGAUGCACUGUCAAACAUCCUUAUAGCUAACCAAAAUCCUAGCACAGUGCAUAUGAUUAACAAAGAUGGCAAAUUCCUUUCCUUGCUACUGACAACGGAACACGGUUUAAGUGGUCCAUGUGGUCUCAGUUACGACGAUAAAUCUCAUCUUCUGUGGGUUCGAUCUAUUAAAGACAACAGGUUGUGUGUGUACAGAUAUAUCGAAAGACAGAAUCACUCUGUAUAA